Molecule: messenger RNA, 1419 nt
Organism: Magnolia sinica
Lineage: Eukaryota; Viridiplantae; Streptophyta; Magnoliopsida; Magnoliales; Magnoliaceae
Exons: 4
Coding region: 28-921 (297 amino acids)
Biological process (GO): CAAX-box protein processing
Cellular component (GO): membrane
Molecular function (GO): metalloendopeptidase activity
Source: RefSeq, a predicted model, not a curated record
AAACGAAUAGGAAGAAAGAGAAUAGGAAUGAAUCUGGUGCAGUUGCAUCCGUUAUCCCUUUCUCCCGCCAAUUCUCACCCUCCGCCAUUUCCAUCUCAAAUUCUCCUGUCCAAUUUCUCAUCCCGAUUUAUCGCUGCGAGAUAUUCAUUCAGGAGCUUUUGCAGCAGCAAAGGGAAAGCUGCAGACGACGCCGUCUCGGAGGAAUUCUCGGUACUCUCAUCGGACAUUCCAUGGGAUGGUGGGAGUUCAUGGAGCACAAUGGCCUUGUAUUUCUUCAGUUUACACAUUCCUCUGAGUUUCGGUGGGCUUUCGCUUGUCACCCAACUACUACAUCAACCUAUUCUUGACCCCCAAAUGAAGGCUAUAUCAUUGCCUAUUAUCCAAACUACAGAGCUGUUGGGGGCUUUAGCACUCUUACAGUACACUACAAAGCGACAGUAUAAGCUAACCAGUUUCUUCCAUGGUAAGAAGCAUUCCGGUGAAAGGAAUUGGAUACAGGCAUCGGCACUGGGUUUUGGUUUUCUGAUUUCAUUGGUUCUACUCACAUCGCUGCUUGCUGACAGAUUAAUUGGUACAAAGGAUGUCAAUAACCCAAUGCUGACAGAGAUCCUUUCAAGCAGUAAUGCUGCCAAAGUGGCAUGUUUCACUGUCUAUUGCUUCAUCACUCCUCUACUGGAAGAGAUUGUCUACAGAGGAUUUCUACUAACAUCGCUCACUUCCACGAUGGAAUGGUGGCGGGCCGUCAUCAUAAGCGCUUGCGUCUUCAGUGCGGCACACCUAUCUUGGGAGAAUGCACCACAGCUCUUCAUCAUCGGGUGUGUCCUCGGAUGCACUUACUGCUGGACAGGUAAUUUAGCAUCGUCUUUCACCAUCCAUUCACUGUAUAAUGCAGUGAUACUGCUGUCCAUGAUUUUAGCUUAAGAGAGGUUGGAGGCAUCAUUGAGACUGCAUGGGGGUCCAUUCCCAAGAUGAGGAGAGUUCAUGCAGUUGGGCCCACUGUCGGAUUCCCUUUUGUGCAAAAGUCGUCCGAGUCUGACGAUCAUGACCGCCUGCUUAUUGGGUUUUUUUUUUUGGGUAGCUGAAUGUGAAAUGCGGGUUGUUAGAUAGGGUUAGCGACAGGUGGCCCAUUUGGGGCCUGACCCUCUAGUUACAUGGCUAGGGUCCCUAACAUGGCUUGAGGGCUGGCCCAGUUGAGAAAUCUAGGCCUAGUGUCCGUGCUGAGCUAUGCUUGGGCCAAUGAUGAAUGGAUGGUUUAGGGCAAUUGUGAAUUACAUCAGGUAUUGUGUUGUAAAAAUGCAAUGAUUACAAAUUAUGGGUGGCCCCACACAUCAUUAGUGUAUAUUAACUAUUGUGUUUACGUAUAAUGUCUAUUUAGUUAUAAAGACUUUACAUGUAAUCCGAAACAUGGUUUUUUGCCAA